CUUCUGGAAAACAAACCAUCUAGCGCCUGCCUCUUGUCAUUACCAGCACUUAAAAGAGGAGCUUGGAGUGUGAAUACAUGCUCUGGCUGUGAAAUCUUUGAAAAUAUGGAUACAGCGUUUGAUCUGUCGUGCAGUUGAGAACCAUCAGUGGUGUGAGACAGUGAAGCUCAGACGUUUCACUGCCCCUCUCCCGGAUCAACACAAACUCAUCUCUGAACCCAUGGAGGGUCCUGUUCUGACAGAAAGUGAAGUUUGGAAAGUUGGCUCGGGGACCAGCACAAGUAUAAACACCGAUGAUAGAAGUAUUGACUGUAUGCCCCUUAUGAAUGACAACAGAACUGAUGAAAACCUGUCAAAAGCAUCUGAAAACCCAGGGACCACAGUCCAAGAGGAGAUCUGUUGCAGCAUCCAGGAGCAACCUGACCAAGAGGUUACCUCAGAUCAACUCAAGUCAGUUAUUCAACAUGAGCUGCGAUUAGAAGAAGAUUUAUCUUCCUCUCCAACAGCAGAUGAGAGAGAUGAGGCACCUGCGGCAGCGUGCAAACAAAAAAGGUGUGUUAACCAAGCAGAGGAUCCAGCAGAUAAGAUGUGCUUGGCAUAUGGCCAACAUAACCUUGACCAGGAGAUUACCAUACUGGUGACCAACCAUGACUGUACUUUAGAGAAUGAGGAGGAUGAGGAGUUUGGGGAGCUGAAGAUUUCCAGCUGCCCUGCUGAACCUGACACUGUCUCUUCAGUUGAGGGUGGAGGAGCAACUGAGAAAGAGAGUCUCGAUGGUUCCAUCGUCAUGGUGAACGUAAUUGAAGUCAGUCAAGUCCAGAAGACCAGCAUGAUAAGCCACGAAUCAACUGAGCAGAAUACCACCAAUGACGAACAAAGAUUGCCUGGAGAUCCAGGCGAUAGUAGCAAUGAGGCAAACUCUGGAAACAAAGGUUCAAGCACCCCACAGACAAUAGACGCAAGUAGCACAGGCGCAAAUACAGUGGCCUUGGUGGAAGUUUGCAGUCCGAAAGAUCAAUCCACAAAGCAUGAAUAUGUAGAAGUAAAACUGAAGAAAACUGAAUCGACUGAAACCAAGGAUGCUGGAAGGCCUUUGCAAGAGACGCUCUCCUUGACUCGGUCGCCUGGACGCAUACAGCACAUGCAAACCCAGGUUAGCCUGGAGGUGAUGUACCAGUCGGUGGCCACCAGCCCCAUGACUCCUCCCGAGGGCUCCACAACAUUCCUUUUUCCAAGCACCUUUGGAAAACUUGCCAACAAGUGUAGUACAGAGGUGGCACAGACCAAAGAUGCCGAGUUGCAGGUGGGCAUGCAGGUGGAAUUUCGUUCAGUCGCCACAGCUCCUAUGACCCCGAUCGUUUUGACCCCACCUGAGGUAAUUCCUGAGCCGGAGCCACGGAUCGGGGUGACACAAGAAGUGCCAGAACCUGUGCAGGAGGUGAGCUGGGAUGAAAAGGGAAUGACUUGGGAGGUGUACGGUGCGGUGGUGGAGAUGGCAGUGCUGGGCUCAGCCAUCCAGAAGCACCUUGAGAAACAGGUAAAGAAACAGAAGAAACAGCCUUUGACCUUACCCUCUCCAACAGAUGCUCUGCCAGCAAACCCAGCCGAAACAUCUAUGAUGAUGCCUUACAGUCCUCCCCCCACAUCAGACCUUGGUGAAAGCAGCUUGACCAAAGAAAAAAGUGAGGAAAAAAUGGUGCAGAGCGGCAGGCGUCGACAGAAUCAUUUUCGCCAGUGGUUCAGGAACAUCCGGCGACCAAGUUGUUGUUCAAGACCACGUCAAGAUGCGGAAAACUAAGGAAGGCACGGUAGUCUAAACCAAUUAAUAAUUUAAAAAAGACAAUCUUUCCAAGUUUUGUACACAUUGGACGUGCACAGGAUUGGGUUUUGUUCAAUGAUACGCCCCUUUAACAGUCUUAAGAUAUUUGAAAUGACUUGUAUUGACACUGCGUCACAAGAAGCCCCUAUAUGGAUAAUCAUAAUUUUUGGUUUGGUUUGAUACACUACGAACAAAUUAAUUUCCUAAUUUAUCCUUGCUCUUGACUUUAAAAUGGCUACUACUAGCUUUGAGUGUGUUUUUGCUUGCUUCUGUGCUACCCUGAGUUGUUGUGGUCAGUGAGGAUCACUUUUAAAGUGCCCUUUUACAAUAUUUCACACUAAUAAUUUUACCUUGUAAUGUAUACAUUUCAAACAUGUAUAUGAAUUUUUCAUGUACAUUUAAGGAACGGUAGACUACAUUUAUAUAGUGUUUCAGGCAACAAGUAAUAGAUGACGUCUCUGAUUUUUCAACAGUGAAAUGUUUGGUGUUGUUUGAAUUUCAGAUUCUUCUUUUUCUAUUGGUUUUUGUAUAACUUCGUAUUUAAAUGGGUUUGUCUUGUAUUUGCAGUUCAGUUCAGCACACCCAUAAUGAACACACCUUCAAGCCUUACAUUCCCUGUGGUGUUUUGUGACUGUUGUGAGAACUGUAAAGUGAAUAGUUUUGAAAUUAAAUCAUGUCUAAGGGAAAAACAAAACUUGAU
This is a messenger RNA of Carassius carassius (crucian carp), 2519 nucleotides long. RefSeq names its product G protein-regulated inducer of neurite outgrowth 1-like. The transcript is spliced from 2 exons. Gene Ontology annotation, cellular component: plasma membrane. Gene Ontology annotation, biological process: neuron projection development. Bases 221 to 1798 code for a protein of 525 amino acids. The record is from RefSeq and is a predicted model, not a curated record. Lineage: Eukaryota; Metazoa; Chordata; Actinopteri; Cypriniformes; Cyprinidae.